Messenger RNA from Amphibalanus amphitrite, 2916 nucleotides. Its product is annotated as splicing factor 3A subunit 1-like. The transcript has 13 exons. Gene Ontology annotation, cellular component: U2 snRNP; catalytic step 2 spliceosome; U2-type prespliceosome. Gene Ontology annotation, biological process: mRNA cis splicing, via spliceosome; regulation of alternative mRNA splicing, via spliceosome. The coding region runs from base 126 to 2690 and encodes 854 amino acids. NCBI's taxonomy places the organism in Eukaryota, Metazoa, Arthropoda, Thecostraca, Balanomorpha, Balanidae. Gene Ontology annotation, molecular function: RNA binding; protein binding. The record is from RefSeq and is a predicted model, not a curated record.
CCAUAUUCUGUGCGUGUGCGUGUGUGCUGUGCGCAGCCGGUGUGAAGAUUGGAUGGGAGUGGUUUGGAACUAUUUAUUGUUUUUGAUAGCAUAUAUAUAUUGAUAGCACGAGAAAAUCGCCAGCCAUGCCGCCGGCCGUGGCGGACCCGGAGUCGGGCGAGCGGGUGGUCAAGGAGCUGCCGGCGCUGAUGGACGGCUCGGCGGCCGAUACCGACGCGCCCGACACCUCCACACAGGAGGUGCACAAGCCCAAACAUGUGGUCGGCAUCAUCCUGCCGCCGCCAGAAGUUAGAAACAUCGUCGACAAGACGGCCAGUUUUGUGGCCCGAAACGGCCCGGAAUUCGAAUCGCGAAUUCGUCAGAACGAACUGAACAAUCCCAAGUUCAACUUUCUGAACGGCGGCGACCCGUACCAUGCCUACUAUCAGCACCGUGUCGAGGAGAUUCGGGAGGGCAAGGCAGAGCCGGUGUCAGGCUCGCUGAAGCCGCUGGUUCCGCUGCAGCUGACGCCGCAGACGGCUCCCGGAGGCGGGGCGGCCUCCAGCGGCGCGGCGGCCGCCGGCACCCAGGUGCGGGCCGGUCAGGAGAUGUUCCGGCCGGCCGCCGAGAAACAGCUGGUGGUCACUGAGCCGCCGCCGGCCUACGAGUUCACCGCCGACCCGCCGUCCAUCUCAUCAGUCGACCUCGACAUUGUGAAGCUGACUGCCCAGUUCGUUGCGCGGAACGGUCGCCAGUUUCUCACCAACCUGAUGAACCGGGAGCAGCGUAACUACCAGUUCGACUUCCUGCGGCCGCAGCACAGCCUGUUCCAGUACUUCACCAAGCUGCUGGAACAGUACACAAAGGUGCUGAUCCCGCCCAAGGACCUGAUGGCCAAGCUGGACGCCGAGGCCGACUCACCGGCCAAGGUGCUGGACCAGGUGCGCUACCGAGUCGAGUGGGACCGGGUGCAGGAGGCGCGCAAACGACGAGAGGAGGAGGCCGUCGAGCGCGAGCGCAUCUCGUACGCGCAGAUCGACUGGCACGACUUUGUGGUGGUGGAGACGGUGGACUAUCAGCCGUGGGAGCAGGGCCAGUUCCCGCCGCCCACCACACCGGCCCAGGUCGGACAGCGCGUGCUCAUGCAGGAGCGGAUCGAUGACGGCGAGGAGAUGCAGAUGUCUGACGAGGAGCCGGAGCCCGAGCCGGAGCCCGAGGAGAGCUCCUCGUCGUCCUCGGAGGACGAGGAGGAGGAGCAGGAGGGGCGCGCCGAGCCGGAGCGCGGCGUGGCCGACAACACCCAGGUGCAGGACAUGGAGGAGGACUCGGACGAGGAGGCCGAGGAGCCGCGCCGACAGGCACCGCCGCCGCCCUCCAUAUCGCGCAUGCAGCCGCCGCCGCCGCCCAUGCCUCCCAAACCCGACCAGGUGGUCAUCAAGAAAUACGACCCGAAAGCUGCUGCCAAGCCGUCUCGCGCCCCCGCUCCGGAUGAGUACCUGAUCUCGCCCAUCACGGGAGAGAGAAUCCCGGCCAGCCAGGUGGCCGAACACAUGCGCAUCGGCCUGCUGGACCCGCGCUGGGUGGAGCAGCGCGACCGCCAGCUCAACGAGAAGGUCAACCAGGAGACCGUCUUCGCCACCGGUGGCGACAUUGGCUCCCACCUGCAGAACCUGGCAGAGCGGCGAACGGAUAUUUUCGGCGCCGGAGACGAGGAGACCAUCAUCGGAAAGAAGAUCGGCGAAGAGGAGAAGAGGGCGGAUGAUAAGAGCAUCUGGGACGGCCACUCGUCGAGCGUGGAGUCGACGCGCAGCGCGGCGCGCGCCAGUAUCACACUGGACCAGCAGAUCAGCCACAUGAACAAGGCUAGGAGUCUGAUGGAGGAGACGGAACGCAUCGGACCCAAGAAGGGCGGCGGCCGUGGCGACCGACGCGACCGGCGCGAUCGCGACGACCGGGACGAUCGUGAGGAGCGCGAUCGGCAGCCGCCGCCGCCGCCGCCGCUGCCGCCCACACCCAAGGCACCGGCGCCGCCGCCGCCGCCCACGUCAGCUCCUGCGCCGCCCCCGCCACCGCCUCCCCGCGAGGCGCCCAAGCCGCCCCCGCCGGCGCCGCCCGCGCCGCGCCUGACGCCGGCACAGCCGCCGCAGCCUCCCCAGCCGCUGCUGCUGCGGCCGCAACUGAUGGCUCCACAGAUGGCGCCGCAGGGGGUCAUGAUGGCGCCCAGACCGCCCGUCGUCUUGCCCGCGCGGCCAAUGUUCAUGCAGCCGAUGCCGGCCGGCUUCAUCCCGCAGAUGCAGCCCGGGCCGCCACGGCCUCCCAUGCAGAUGGCGCCGGAGCCGAUGGUGGCCGGCGGUGACGACGAGCCGCCCAACAAGCGCGCGCGCACCGAGGACAGCCUGGUGCCUGAGCAGAUGUGGCUGGCGCGCCACCCGCAGGGCACUGUCACCUUCUGCGUGGCUGUGCCGACCGUCACCGACAAGCCCGAGUGGCGGCUGAGCGGCCAGGCGCUGUCGCUCACCAUGCCGCUCACCGAGCUGGUCUCCGUGGUCAAGGCGAGACUGCAUGACGAGACCGGCCUGCCGCCCGGCAAACAGAAGCUGCUCGGAGAGGGCAUUUUCUUCAAGGACUCAAACACACUGGCCUAUUACAACGUCGCAAACGGCAGUACAAUUCAGCUUCAGCUGAAGGAGAGAGGAGGCCGGAAGAAGUGAGGCUUCACACUCCUUUACCGAGAUCCAUCAAUCGGCUAGACAGCCGGCGGGAAGGGAGACACGGGAGGGAGGACAACAUCUCCUCGGCCUCAGUACCUCCCAACGUGUCGGGUCACUGUGCUGCUCCGCGACCGGAGGAUCCACCGACCGUGCUCUGCUCCGCUCCAUUUUGUGUCACUGUACGUCUACGACGCCGGCUGGUAGCCAAUACACCCAUCUGACAGUG